AUGCAAAAACUUUAUCACUUGAGAAACAUCAUCCUUGGCUCAAUACUCGGAGUUACAAUAUUGAUGGGCAUAUUUUCUGUUAUGUUUGGAAUGGCCUCAAUAUUCUAUCAAGAUAAAUAUGAAUUUAAUGAGGAAAGAUUAUGUACAGUGAUAGAUCCGAGAGUGGAGUGUUAUCGUCAUUGUACAACAGGAGCUGUUGGAGAGGAGAAUUGUCUUGUUUAUUGUAAAGCAAUUGUGAGGGUACAUCCCGAUGAUGAUGUUGGAUAUUGUUUGGAUGAGCCUGAAUGUGUUCAUAAAUCUACUCAGCCUAGAAAUAGGACAACUUUGGAAUUUACUGAACAUGAUUCAUUCUAUGAGUAUGAUAUUCACUCGAAUGUAACGUGCUACUUGAAUGAGCAUCAGACAAAUGCUGCCUCUUAUCAAAUUCAUUCAAGUUUCAAAUCGAUUGCUAAUUUUGUUGCUAUUGGACUUGGUUUGAUUUCAUUGGUAUUUUUGGCUGUGUUUGUGAUUGGUUUCAUUUCUACAUUUAUUCAUAGAAUUUUGCCUCAUCAUUGGCAAUUUAAGGCACAUCAUCAACAUCACGAUGAAGACGAGGAUAACAAGAAUUUCCUUUAA
Messenger RNA from Naegleria gruberi, 615 nucleotides. RefSeq lists its product as uncharacterized. Bases 1 to 615 code for a protein of 204 amino acids. The transcript has a single exon. Lineage: Eukaryota; Heterolobosea; Eutetramitea; Acrasida; Naegleriidae. The record is from RefSeq and is a predicted model, not a curated record.